AUGAUCAUCAAGUCCUGGAUUAUUAUAUUUCUCCUUGCUCUCAAAUUCACUGACGAAGUCAGCGCAAAAUCAGAGUGGGUAGGACGAUUAUCAGAUUAUCUGAAAUCUGAAGUGUAUCAGAUACUGGUUCUUUUCGAUCCGAAAAAAGUUACAGAAAGCUCUGAGGUUUCAGCAAUUCUCCAAAACAUCUCAAGAGUAGUUCCGACCUGGAAGAUUAGUGUUGAAAAAGCAACGGAUAAGAAAUCAGAAGAUCUUAGUUUAUUGCCUGCUUUUAGUGAUCCUCGAUCGACAAUUUUGAACUUGGUAAUUUAUUCCAACGAGGAUGAUUCAAGUCCUGAUGAAGAUCUAAUCAGGUUUAUGACCAAAGUAUCGGAAUCUCAGAUUCGCCCAAAAUGUUUAAUCAUCUUUCCAAGAAGAAAAAAAGAAUCAAUCUAUCAGCAAUUAUUUCGGAAGAUGUGGUUGCAGAGAUUCUUGGACGUCACGAUUCUCGAAUUAGAAGCUGAUUCCGUAUCGAUUCACAGGUUUAAUCCAUUUACUGGUAUCUUCUCCAAAGAACACUACAACUCUCAAUCAGAAUGGUUUCCUGAGAAAAAUCGGGAUUUGCAUCACUACCAGAUAAAGGUGGGGUUGUUUCACUUUCCACCUUCUACUAAUGUGAUCUACAACCAAACAGGGGAUGUUAUAGAAGCAUCUGGAUCCGAUGUGAUAAUGACAAGAUGUUUGGCAAAGGCAAUGAAUUUUCAGAUAUCAUGGAUGUCAUCAAAAGUAAGAUUAUGGGGAGCCUCUAGCUGUAUCAAAGAGAAAAAUAUGGGGCUUGUACGAAGCCUGGUCUACAAUCGAAUACAAUUCACUGCAGUUCAAUCUGGACGAUCUCUGAUGUGUAAAAAACCAUUUUAUACCAUCAGUACUGAUAUUAGACAAGCACGUUUAGUAGUAGUGGUACCAAAUUUUCAUGAAGAGUCGUAUUUGUUGACCAAGAAAUGGAAAUUCGACACUCUCUUUUUUUUGUUCCUUUUCUUGCUAAUCAAUUGGAUUGUAUCCAAAUGCUUUCACUUCGAAGAUAGGAAUUGGCAGCUGGACAUUUUAUUUCAAAUAGUUCUUGGAUUCGGGACACCUCGUGAACCUCGUAAAUCAGCCGAGAGAAUUGUUUUUGGAUCGAUUUUAAUCGCUUGUUUACUGCUCUCUUCGUAUUUCUACACAGCUCUGACAAGUAUCCAAUUGCAAAAGAGAACUAAAAUAGUCUUUGAAUCAUUGGAUGACGUUCUCUCGGCGAAUCUUGAAACAGUAAUCAGUCCUGCAGUUUACAAUUUUGUUCUUAAUUCCACUGAACAAAACGUUCGGAUUUUAGUGAAAAAAUCUACUCAACUGGACAUUUCCUACGAAGACUGUUUAGAUUAUUUGAUGCAGUCGAAAAAUAUAGCUUGUAUAGUACGUGACGAUAUUGCAGGUUGGAUGAUUGAAAACCAAAGGGAUAGCUGCGGACGACCAAGAAUGAAAAUUGUUCCUGAAUAUAUAUUAUCUAGUAUCAGUGCUAUUUAUGCAGAAGCAGCAUCUCCAUAUUUAAGUAGAAUCAAUAAACUAAUAUGGAAAUUUAAAGAAAACGGAUUAAUGCAGAAAUGGACUAGUACAGGGAAACUACCCGGAAGACAAACUGAGUUCGAAGAUGAAAUUUGUAGUACAAGGGGAGCAGAAUCAGGUCACAUAAUAAUUCUAUUGAUAAUCUUCCUGGUUUUUGGAUACUCUUGCUCGCUGAUAGCUUUCUGUUGUGAGGUUGGUUUAGGAUUAAUUAGGAAGCGGUAA
Messenger RNA from Belonocnema kinseyi, 1800 nucleotides. RefSeq lists its product as uncharacterized. Lineage: Eukaryota; Metazoa; Arthropoda; Insecta; Hymenoptera; Cynipidae. The record is from RefSeq and is a predicted model, not a curated record. Bases 1 to 1800 code for a protein of 599 amino acids. The transcript has a single exon.